AUGUUGGCUAGGAAAAGCAUCAUUCCGGAGGAGUUCGGCCUGCCGGGACUUGCGCCCCGGUUUGCGCGCAAACCGGUGUUCAGGGACCGGGUGAACAAAGCGCGCUUCAUCGCCAAAAACGGCUCCUGCAACUUGGCGCACAAGAAUAUUCGUGAGCAGGGCAGAUUCUUGCAGGACGUCUUCACCACUUUGGUGGACCUUAAAUGGCGUUUUACCCUGGUUAUCUUCACCACGACGUUUGUCAGUAGCUGGCUGCUGUUUGCCAUGAGCUGGUGGCUGGUGGCCUUUGCGCAUGGAGAUCUGGACCCGGUCCGGCAGAAUGGAUCGGAACACUGCGUCACUAAUGUAAAGUCAUUCACCUCUGCGUUCCUGUUCUCCAUUGAGGUUCAGGUGACCAUUGGCUUCGGAGGGCGUAUGAUCACAGAACACUGUGCAACUGCAAUCACUGUCCUCAUACUGCAGAAUAUAGUGGGACUCAUAAUCAACGCAGUCAUGCUGGGUUGUAUCUUUAUGAAGACAGCCCAGUCUAAUCGCCGCGCAGAGACGCUGAUCUUCAGCCGUCAUGCAGUGAUUGCUGUCAGAAACAACCGUCUGUGUUUCAUGAUCCGUAUCGGAGACCUCAGGAAGAGCAUGAUCAUAGGAGCAGUGGUCAGACUACAGGUGGUGAGGAAGACAACCACACCGGAGGGAGAGGUGAUUCCUAUCCAUCAGAUCGAUGUGCAGACAGAAAGCGCUGUGGCCAGCAACAACCUGUUCCUUCUAGCCCCACUCAUUAUCUGCCAUGUCAUUGACAAAAACAGCCCCCUGUAUGAUCUGUCAGCCAUGGAGCUGCAGUGCAGUGACUUGGAGGUGAUUGUGAUCUUGGAGGGGGUGGUGGAGACAACGGGUAUCACCACGCAGGCCCGGACCUCCUAUGUCUCUGAAGAAAUCCAGUGGGGUCACCGCUUUGUUCCCAUAGUAACAGAGGAGGAGGGUGUGUACUCUGUGGACUACUCCAAGUUCGGCAACACAGUCAAGGUUGCAACACCGCGCUGCAGUGCCAGAGAACUCGAUGAGAAACCUUCAAUCUUAAUCCAGACCCUUCAAAAGAGUGAAUUGUCGCACCAGAACUCACUUCGGAAGCGCAACUCCAUGCGGCGCAACAACUCCAUGCGCAAAGGAGGGGCAGGGGGCAGCGGGGGGUUGCGGAGGAAUAACUCUGCACUUGCCAUUCCCAAAGUUCAGUUCCUCACACCCUCCGAGGGAGGCCAGAAUCUCAAUGCCGUCACCUGACAUGAGGCCUGGAUCCUUCUGGCUGCCCUGAUCUUCCUAGUGGAUAGGACGAUUGUGGGUGUUAGCCUAUCACCUGCCCUGCUGGCUCAGUUGGGACUAAUUCUUUUUCUAUUCCCUGCUUUGUCUCAACUU
Molecule: messenger RNA, 1404 nt
Organism: Myripristis murdjan (pinecone soldierfish)
Lineage: Eukaryota; Metazoa; Chordata; Actinopteri; Holocentriformes; Holocentridae
Gene: kcnj8
Product: potassium inwardly rectifying channel subfamily J member 8
Exons: 6
Coding region: 1-1272 (423 amino acids)
Biological process (GO): regulation of monoatomic ion transmembrane transport; potassium ion import across plasma membrane
Cellular component (GO): plasma membrane
Molecular function (GO): ATP-activated inward rectifier potassium channel activity
Source: RefSeq, a predicted model, not a curated record